Penicillium cataractarum is the source of this 483-nucleotide messenger RNA. It is a transcript of the gene cyn1, whose product is annotated as putative cyanate hydratase. The transcript is spliced from 3 exons. The record is from RefSeq and is a predicted model, not a curated record. Bases 1 to 483 code for a protein of 160 amino acids. NCBI's taxonomy places the organism in Eukaryota, Fungi, Ascomycota, Eurotiomycetes, Eurotiales, Aspergillaceae. Gene Ontology annotation, molecular function: DNA binding; cyanate hydratase activity.
AUGUCUCUUGCCACUCUCGAUACCUCCCAACAUCCCAAUCUCCCCGCUUCCUCAGCUACCCUGUUCGCAGCCAAAGCCAACAAACAGCUCAGUUUCGAACAAAUCGCCCAGCACAUCGGCCGUAACGAGGUCGCCGUUGCUGCCAUCUUCUACGGCCAAGCUAAAGCUUCCCCGGAGGAUAUCCAGAAGCUAUCCGAGGUCCUGGGCAUUAGCGAUGCCCUUUUAGAACAGCAGCUCAGUGGCUUCCCAGAUCGCGGCAAGUCGGUUGAGAUGCCACCCAAGGAGCCCCUGAUCUAUCGCUUGUACGAGAUUGUGCAGAAUUAUGGGUAUGCGUAUAAGGCGGUGCUGAAUGAGAAGUUUGGGGAUGGAAUUAUGAGUGCGAUUUCUUUUUCGACUAAGGUCGAGAAGGAGACUGAUGCGGAUGGCAAUAAUUGGGCUGUUAUUACUUUGCGUGGAAAGUGGUUGCCCUUCUCGCGUUUCUAG